UCAACCUUCACAAAAAUACUCUCUGUUCUUCUUCUUUUUUCUGUUGCACUCAUCACCAUGCCACCGACGCUCAUACAGACGCUCGUGUUCCUCUUCUUCACCGCCGCGGCGUGUUUUCCGGCUACUGAGAGCUCCGGUGAGCUCCCAACGUUCCGUGAAGCGCCGGCAUUCCGCAAUGGAAGGGAAUGCCCGCGUACGUCGUGGUCCACCGCCGCCGCCGACAAGCGAGCUCACAACCCUUCCAUUAUCCACAUCGCCAUGACUCUGGACGCAACCUACCUCCGUGGCUCCGUCGCCGGCGUGUUCUCCGUCCUCCAGCACGCGUCCUGCCCUGAGAAUGUGGUUUUCCACUUCAUCUCCACCAAGCACCGCCGCUCGGAGCUCCACCGCAUCAUCGCCGCCACGUUCCCGUACCUGACCUUCCACCUCUACCUCUUCGACGCCAACCUCGUCAGAGGCAAGAUCUCUUACGCCGUCCGCCGCGCGCUCGAUCAGCCGCUUAAUUACGCGCGGAUGUACCUCGCCGACCUGCUUCCGGCCACCGUCCGGCGAAUCAUCUACUUCGACUCCGAUCUCAUCGUCGUAGAUGACGUGGCGAAGCUCUGGAGCAUUGAUCUCGGCGCGCACGUGCUCGGCGCGCCAGAGUACUGCCACGCGAACUUCACCAACUACUUCACGCACCGGUUCUGGUCGAACCCUAACUACGCGGCUUCGUUUAGGGGACGCGGCGCGUGCUACUUCAACACCGGCGUGAUGGUGAUCGACCUGUGGAAAUGGCGCGACGGGAAGUACACGGAGAAGCUCGAAAGCUGGAUGCGGAUCCAGAAGCGGAACCGGAUCUACGAGCUUGGAUCUCAGCCGCCGUUUCUCCUUGUUUUCGCUGGCGACGUCGAGAGAGUGGAGCACCGGUGGAAUCAGCACGGGCUUGGCGGCGACAACUUGGAAGGUCUUUGCCGUGACCUUCACCCUGGUCCGGUGAGCCUCCUUCACUGGAGCGGGAAAGGGAAGCCAUGGCUCAGAAUCGAUUCCAAGAAGCCUUGCCCCUUGGAUAGCUUGUGGGCACCCUACGAUCUCUUUCGCCAUUCAUCGUCAUUGUUUUCCGAUUGCUAGUUAGGGUUUUUUUUGUCUUCUUCUUCUUCUUCUUUUUCCCGGCGAGGGUGCAUGAAUUGGCCGUGGAGGCCUGCGUCACCUGAUCGUGGCUCGUCGAGCUACGAGUGUACGAAAAGACGGAAAGGACACACGUGCGGGAGGGUAAUGUGUACACGUGUAUAUUUUGGAUGAAGGGUGACGUUUUUUUUUUUGUAUUUGGAUGGUACGGUAACGUAAAAUGGGGUUGGAUGGUGAUG
Molecule: messenger RNA, 1346 nt
Organism: Gastrolobium bilobum
Lineage: Eukaryota; Viridiplantae; Streptophyta; Magnoliopsida; Fabales; Fabaceae
Product: probable galacturonosyltransferase-like 3
Exons: 1
Coding region: 58-1110 (350 amino acids)
Cellular component (GO): Golgi apparatus
Molecular function (GO): glycosyltransferase activity
Source: RefSeq, a predicted model, not a curated record